UUGCCCACGCCCUCGCUGCGUCUCUCAGCAUUAUAAUACCGCCGACAACACCGACAUCCGUUUGACGUAAUCCCGGGCGAACCGCGCGUUUAGGCCUAGUCUCCAAGCGGGCAAGGCUCACCCGAGGGACAGCGCAGUGAGUCGUCGUAGGAACACAGCAUCGCAUCAGCUCCGCGACACUCCCGGCCAGCUCCAAGGGCAGAUCUUCUAUGUGAAAGGCGCUGCAUCGCCUCUCCGCGGCCGCCGCGCGUCUCCCCACCCCCCGCCAUGGAGCUCCAGCGCAAAGAAUACCCGGGCCUGCUGGAUGCGCUGCCGCCGCAGCAGGCCGUCGACGUCCUCAAUGGGCGCAUGAAGCAUGUCAGCGCGCUCAAUGCCCACAUUGCCGACUGGCUGCAGGAACGCCGCCGCGUAGAGGAAGCCUACGUGCAAGGCUUACGGAAGCUCGCGAACAAGCGCCCGCCAGACGACUCGUCCGAUCUGGGCGUCUUUUCGACGCCAUGGCAGAAGAUCGUGAGCGCAACCGAGGCUGUCGCCGAGUCGCACCACACCCUCGCCCAGAAGAUUGAGGUCGACGUCGAGCGCCCACUGCGAGAAUUCGCCACGACCAAUCGCGAGGUGCAGGGCAUGUCGACCAUAUCCGGCAACCUAGCGUCCAUGGCCCGCGAGAUCGACACGGCCAAGAAGAAGGCAGAGAAGCUCAGGGAGAAGGGCGCAAAAGCGAAGGCAUCUGCUGUGGCGAGCGCCGUUGCUGACGUCGAGAAUGCGACCCUGCAAUGGGAAUCGCAGGCUCCCUACGUGUUCGAGAAACUGCAGGCUGUGGACGAAAGCAGGCUCAACCACCUGCGCGACGCUCUUACGCAAUUCCAGACACACGAGGUUGACCAGGUAGAGCGCAACCGCAUCAGCGCGGAGGAAACCUUGAAUGUGCUGCUUAAUAUCGAGACCGCCGACGAGAUCCAGACAUGGGCAUUGAGGAUGCGCAGUGGAGAGAAACCACCGCCAGCCAACCGCAAGGGCAGCAGCGUAGGCACGCCAUCAAGGAGUUUGGCCCCUCCUCCACCUAUGCCCCCGCCCCCCAUGAUACAAGCGGACGACGACCGUAGUCAGAAAAGCGGGUCUGUACCAGAAGAAAAAGGGAAACAUAGUUCGAACCCAUUGAAGCGUUUUGGAACUGUUUUGAACCGCCGUCGACAGAGCAUGCAUCCUUAUGGUCGUCAAUCGUCGCCGGAAAGAAAGUCAAACUCCAACUUGGGUUCUGGUUUCCCCGGAUUUGGCAAAAUCAAAUCGAAAGAUCGCGACACAGCUAGCUCCUCUAUAGAUCGUCCUGGAUCGUCUGCGACAGGCGCGACUCCGCGCCCCUCAGACGCAUCGGCCUCACCCAAGCAUACCCGCAAGUCUAGUGCCGACCCAGACCGUCCCAAUGGGGCAAGCCCUGAACCUUUCGAGGAACGGGCCGCUAGCCCUACGCCAGCCCCGGCAGCUGUUAACGGUACCACCCACGAUACGAUACCCGAACUGAUUGAGCCACUGGCACCUCCCCAUCAUGAGGAGCCGAGAGCUGAGCCCGAAAAGGAUGAUGAAGGGUUUUCCAAACCGUUGUCUGCCAUCGAUGCGAUCACGCAAGCUGAGAACGAAGCAAGAGAAGCAGGAUUGAGUGGUAAUGAGUUGGGCAAUCCGCCGCCGCAGUUCAAACUUGACAUCAAGAACGCGCCGAUCCAAGAAGAAGAAGGCGAUGUCAACGCUGCCAUGGCUGAUAUGGCUAACACCCUACGAGCGCAAGCUGUACCACCCAGACGCUCAGGAACCCUGCGGGGACGACGCGACGUCCGUAAUACGAUCUUUGUACCUAAUCCCGCAACACCUGAACUCACAAGCAUCGGGGAAAUGCCCCCGGUUCCAUCAGCGAGCUCCGAAAACACGACCUUCCCACCUCCUGCAGUUCCACCUCAGCCAGCAUCUCCUGUCUUCAAGCUUCCACACCGUAGCCUGGCAACGGAUGAUCAUCCCGCGUCAGACACGCAGUCCAUUCGCUCCGGACGAUCUUUGAGUAGUUCGACAAGUACGACGAUGAAGCACCCAGACAUGCACGAGCCCGGUUUGAAUGCAUCUUUAGUAGAGACUGUCAGCGCGUGGUUCGAACAAGGGCACGUCACCAAAUCGUUGGUCAUUGGACAGGUCGCGCUCGCUUUCAAUCCUGUCGAUAUUUCAUCUGGACCCUUUGGGACAGAAAACAUCCGGUUGGAGAACUUCCCCGUCUUGGAGAAGGUCGCGCCCAAUCCUGCGUUCGUGGAGCAGGUGACGGACACGCCUGGAGAGUACACCGUGGAUCUCUCCAGAAUCACAAAGACCUCGGUAGCAUUUCACUACCAGGUACACCUCGAGACUGAGAACCUUGCCUCGUUCGCUCCGAUACUACUAUCCCCCGUGUGGAAGUCGGAGCCUACGCAGACUUCGGUCCUUCUUAACUACGGGCUCAACCCCAAGUUCAACAUCGGCGACCAGACGAGCAUCACACUGCAAAAUGUGGUGUUGGUACUCAGGCUCGAGCCUGGCUCAAAGGCUACAUCCUGCCAGUCGAAGCCGGCAGGUACGUUUUCCCGCGAAAAGGGCCUGAUCUACUGGCGUCUAGGCGAGGUCACCUUCUCCCGCGACCAGCCGGCGCAGACGAUGCGCGUGCGGUUCUUCACCGACGGCGAGGCGAAGCCCGGGAACAGUGAGGCGCGCUGGGAACUUACCGGCGCACACUCGCUCGCAUUCGGCAGCGGGCUUGCAGUCAGCCAGGUCGCCGCUGCGGCGGGCGAGAGCAAGACGGAGGAGAAGGAGGCGGAUCCGUUCGCCGAUGCGGAGGAGAAUGUGCCGCCGGCCGGCGGGGCUGCGCCGAGCUGGAAGCCGGUUACCUGUGUAAAGCGCAUCUCAAGCGGCACGUAUCUUGGUGUGUGAGAUUUGGAUAGGAUGAGGUGGUGGGUACAAGGUGGAUGUUGACGGUAGGCAGUGGGGCGAUGGGGACGGAACAACGUACUAUGGAGGACGGGAGGUUGGGCUGCACGGGUAGCGGAUUUUAGAUGGCAGUGUCGUGUCGCUGUUGUUGUUGGUGGGUUUUGUGAGAUAAGUAGA
Messenger RNA from Paraphaeosphaeria sporulosa, 3114 nucleotides. RefSeq lists its product as uncharacterized. The record is from RefSeq and is a predicted model, not a curated record. The coding region runs from base 268 to 2940 and encodes 890 amino acids. NCBI's taxonomy places the organism in Eukaryota, Fungi, Ascomycota, Dothideomycetes, Pleosporales, Didymosphaeriaceae. The transcript has 8 exons. Gene Ontology annotation, biological process: septin cytoskeleton organization. Gene Ontology annotation, cellular component: endocytic vesicle; plasma membrane; cell division site.